Messenger RNA from Seminavis robusta, 801 nucleotides. NCBI's taxonomy places the organism in Eukaryota, Bacillariophyta, Bacillariophyceae, Naviculales, Naviculaceae. The record is from the annotation of a GenBank genome assembly.
AUGACAACAACAUCAUACUUCUACGACUACGUGCUUAGCCCAUUCUAUGACUGGCUGUCACCAUUGGUCUGGCCUGAUUGGGUCCAUCCCAACGCCAUAACCCUUAUUGGUGGCAUUUUUGCUGUUGCUGCUUCCUACUUUAUCCAAAGUGGACAGUUGGGCUGGGCUUGCCUGUUUUUUACAAUGUACCAUAUGUGUGAUAACAUGGAUGGCAAACAUGCCCGUCGCACUGGGAAAACAAGCAAAUUUGGAGGAAUUCUGGAUCAUUGGGUCGAUGGAGCCAUGGGCAAUAUUGCAGGGUUCAGCACCAUCGCUUCCUUUUGUUUUGGCAUUACACCAGAUGAUAAAGCUUACUGGCAGGCCAUCCAUUGCUACGAAUGUCUCUGGUUGGCUCCUCAUGUGGUUGGACACUUCAGCGGAACCUUGGCUCUGGGCACUAAGUUUUUCUCCAUUGAUGAAGCCUUUGUCACGACUUCGCUUUUACUAUUUUAUGCUUGGGUCAGUGAAGGUGACAUUGUGUUGCUGAAGGACAAGUGGUAUUUGGAGAAGUCUUUAUUGGUUACUCAGGUGUUGUCCAUUUUCUAUGGGACCAUACUGUCUGCUCACCACUGGCUGAAGUCAAGGCAGACAACAGAAAAGCAAGAAUCAGCAAAGACUGUAACAGUCUGGAAUCAUUUUUCAUUGAUGCUGUUCAUGCAAUUCUGGUUGCAUGGGAUCCUUUAUCCUUCCUCUGACUUUUUCCAUUUCUACUUGAGCUGGGUGCCAGUGAUGAGCACUGUUCUUUUUACGGAGGACGACUAA